Molecule: messenger RNA, 2349 nt
Organism: Sphaeramia orbicularis (orbiculate cardinalfish)
Lineage: Eukaryota; Metazoa; Chordata; Actinopteri; Kurtiformes; Apogonidae
Gene: guf1
Product: GTP binding elongation factor GUF1
Exons: 17
Coding region: 214-2229 (671 amino acids)
Biological process (GO): positive regulation of translation
Cellular component (GO): mitochondrion
Molecular function (GO): GTPase activity; mitochondrial ribosome binding; GTP binding
Source: RefSeq, a predicted model, not a curated record
AUGUCAGCGCCCUUGAAACUCAUCCUUCGUGUUAUUGUGGUGUUUAAUUAACGGAAUUUUGACCAUUUUGAUAGUUGAAUAUAGUUCUGUAACAAGACGAAUAUGAAAGUACAAUAUGUGCUUCUGCGCUACAGCCAAGGUGACAUGUUGUUGACGUAGCUAAUGCUAGCUAACGAUAGUUUAUUCGUGUGGUGAGGUUGGUAGCAUAACGACAUGUCGCUGUCUCUGGUCAAACGGUGUUGUCAAACAGCUCUUUUAAGACAUUUCAAAAUGUACAGAAGGAAACUACACAGUUGCACUCUGACAUAUACUGUGUUCAGACACCAGUGGAUGAAGAGGAUGCCAUUCUCCAGCAACUUCAACAUGUUCAGUUCAAAGUCUGACAAGGACACUGUUGACUUGUCCAAGUUUCCUGCGGACAGAAUCCGAAAUUUUUGCAUCAUUGCUCAUAUUGACCAUGGAAAAAGCACUUUGGCAGACAGACUGUUGGAAAUGACAGGUGCCAUAGCAAAGACUGACAAGAAUAAACAGGUGCUGGAUAAGCUGCAGGUGGAGCGGGAGAGAGGGAUCACAGUGAAGGCCCAGACGGCUUCGUUGUUUUACAGCCAUGAGGGACAGCAGUACCUCCUGAACCUCAUCGACACACCGGGUCAUGUGGACUUUAAUUAUGAGGUGUCUCGGUCCCUUGCUGCAUGCCAGGGCGUCCUGUUAAUUGUAGAUGCCAAUCAGGGGAUUCAAGCGCAGACUGUGGCCAACUUCUACCUGGCGUUUGAGGCUCAGCUCCCUAUCAUCCCUGUCAUCAACAAGAUUGACUUGAAAAAUGCAGACCCAGACAGAGUGGAGGCACAGAUUGAAACGGUGUUCGAUAUCCCAACUGAAGAGUGUAUUCGGAUUUCAGCUAAACUUGGUACAAAUGUUGAAAAGGUCCUCCAGGCGGUUGUGGACAGAAUUCCACCGCCAGUGAUGAGCACCGACAGCCCUUUUAAAGCCCUCGUCUUUGACUCCAAUUUCGACCAUUACAGAGGAGUUGUGGCCAACAUCGCAGUGUUCGGAGGUCAGGUCAGGAAGGGAGACAAGAUCGUGUCGGCUCAUCUCGGGAAAACCUACGAGGUCAACGAGCUUGGGCUUCUCCGGCCAGACGAGUACCCGACACAAAGACUGUUUGCAGGCCAAGUGGGCUACAUCAUCGCGGGGAUGAAGGAUGUGAAGGAGGCGCAGAUCGGUGACACACUCCACCUCCAGGAGCAGCCGGUGGAGCCUCUUCCAGGGUUUAAACCUGCCAAAGCCAUGGUGUUUGCUGGCAUGUAUCCAGUGGACCAGUCCGAAUACAUAGGCCUUCGCAGCGCCAUUGAGAGGCUGACCCUGAAUGACUCGAGCGUCAGUGUGCAGAGAGACAGCAGUCUGGCCCUGGGAGCCGGAUGGAGGCUUGGCUUCCUGGGUCUUCUACAUAUGGAGGUGUUCAAUCAGAGGCUGGAGCAGGAAUACAACGCCUCCGUUAUAGUAACAGCCCCCACAGUGCCCUACAAGGCUGUUCUGUCUUCAGCCAAACUCAUCAAGGAACAUGGUUGUGAAGAGAUUACCAUUGUGAACCCGGCCCAGUUCCCAGACAGAUCGGUAGUUUCAGAAUAUUUGGAGCCCAUGGUGCUGGGAACCAUUCUCGCUCCAGACAUUUAUACUGGCAAGAUUAUGAGUCUGUGCUCGAGUUGCCGAGCCGUCCAGAAGAACAUGGUGUACAUAGAUGACCAGCGUGUUAUGAUGAAGUAUCUCUUCCCUUUAAAUGAAAUUGUUGUUGAUUUCUAUGAUCUCCUUAAAUCCAUAUCCUCCGGGUAUGCCAGCUUUGACUAUGAGAAUUCAGGCUACCAGACUGCUGAUCUCAUAAAGAUGGAUAUACUUCUGAAUGGACGACCGGUGGAAGAGCUCACCACAAUAGUUCACAGGCAGCGUGCAUACAACACAGGGAAAGCCAUGUGUGAGCGCCUCAAAGACUCCAUACCCAGGCAGAUGUUCGAGAUUGCCGUUCAGGCUGCUAUUGGAAGUAAAGUCAUUGCAAGAGAAACGAUAAAGGCAUACAGGAAAAACGUUCUCGCAAAAUGUUAUGGAGGUGACAUAACCCGGAAGAUGAAGCUGUUAAAGAAACAGGCAGAGGGCAAAAAGAAGAUGAGACGAAUUGGAAAUAUAGAUGUUCCCAAAGAUGUUUUUAUCAGUGUUCUAAAGAGGAAAGACAAGUAAAUAGUAUUAGGACGUAGUUAUUAACACUGUUAUUAUUGUAUUCAACUGGCCUUUGGUAUUCAAAGACUAGUUUUACCUGAUCUGCCUCUGAAUAAAUGAAAUCAUUGUUGUUUUCUCAAA